CCUGCUUCUGCUUGUCCAGAGGGAGGACUAUCUCCUAGUAGCAGGAUCAGGCCAGGGGCUGCAUUUCUAAGUUUUGCGAGAACUCUGUUUUCGUCACCGUCUGCGGGGCUGAUCGGUCCGCAAGGGGCAGGCCGCGGGAAAGGGCUGGGCCGAGGGAAAGGAAGCUGGGCAAGAGUGCGAGUGAGCGUGGGCACGAAGGAGGGGAGGGCACGCGCGGGACUCUUGCGGGAGCGCCGAUGGGCGAGCCCGGAGGAGGGCAGGUGGGGCGGGGUGCCCUAGGCUAGGUGGGGGCGGGGAGCCUCGGGAGCCCGCGCCCGAGCGGGGUUCCGGGAUCCGGGUAGUACCCUCCUCCCUCUCGUCUUUUCUUCUCCUUCACUGCUGCGGCUGCCGCCGGGGGCAGGGAGUGAGACCGCUGCCCGGAGCCAUGUGGUGGAAGCCGUGGCGGCGCUGCUGGCGGGGCCCCCGGCGCGGCCCGGGCUCCGUGGCGCUGCUGGUGCUGUUGACCGCGGCUGCCGCCACCUUGGCCUUGGCCUUGGUGCUCCGAAGGAGCCCCGCCCCGGGUCGGGAGGCGCGGGCGCUCCAGCUUCCCGGUCUGCAGCCCGAGCCCGCCGGGGCUGGUGCCCUGCAGCCGGGAGAGAGCGCGGAGGAGCGGCUGCAACGGCUGAGCCGCCCCGUGUACCCGCGACCGCCGCCCGAGCCCGGAGCGGUGGGAGACUUGGGCCGGGCAGUGAGCCUGCAGCUGGACGAAGCUGGCAAGAAACUGCAGGAAGAGAGCAUCCAGCGGCACCAGAUCAACAUCUACCUCAGCGACCUCAUCUCGCUGCACCGGCGCCUGCCCGAGCGAUGGCACCCGCUGUGCAGAGAGAAGAAAUAUGAUUAUGAAAAUUUACCAAAAACAUCUGUUGUAAUAGCUUUUUAUAAUGAAGCAUGGUCAACUCUUCUACGAACAGUGUAUAGUGUUCUUGAGACAUCUCCGGAUAUUUUGCUUAAGGAAAUUAUCCUGGUGGAUGAUUACAGUGACAGAGAACAUUUAAAGGAGCCUUUGGAAAACCAUUUGUCUGGUCUGCGUAAAGUACGUUUAAUCCGGGCAAAUAAAAGGGAAGGACUAGUUCGAGCUCGACUUCUGGGAGCUUCUAUAGCAACUGGAGAAAUUCUGACUUUCCUUGACUGUCACUGUGAAUGUCAUGAUGGGUGGCUGGAGCCGUUGUUGGAAAGGAUUCAUGAAGAAGAAUCAGCAGUUGUAUGUCCUGUGAUUGAUGUCAUUGAUUGGAACACAUUUGAGUAUCUGGGAAAUUCAGGAGAUCCACAGAUUGGAGGUUUUGACUGGAGACUGGUGUUCACUUGGCAUUCAGUGCCUGAAAAGGAGCAAAAACGAAGGCGUUCCAAGAUUGAUGUCAUCAGGUCCCCAACCAUGGCUGGUGGACUGUUUGCUGUGAAUAAGAGGUACUUUGAAUAUCUUGGAUCGUAUGAUACAGGAAUGGAAGUAUGGGGAGGAGAAAACCUUGAGUUUUCAUUUAGGAUCUGGCAGUGUGGAGGAAGUCUUGAGAUCCAUCCUUGUUCUCACGUAGGUCAUGUCUUCCCUAAGCAAGCUCCUUAUUCACGGAGCAAGGCUCUGGCUAAUAGUGUUCGUGCUGCUGAAGUUUGGAUGGAUGAAUUUAAAGAAAUUUAUUACCAUCGAAAUAUGCAUGCACGUAAGGAACCAUAUGGAGAUAUAACAGAGAGGAAAGAACUUCGUGAUAAGCUUAAAUGUAAGGAUUUCAGAUGGUUCCUAGAGAAUGUGUAUCCAGAACUUCACAUUCCUGAAGAUAGACCUGGCUACUUUGGAAUGUUGGUAAACAGAGGAAUGGCAGAUUAUUGUUUUGACUAUAAUCCUCCCAGUGAAAGUGAAAUAACAGGAAACCAAGUCAUUCUUUAUCUCUGUCAUGGAAUGGGUCAGAAUCAGUUUUUUGAAUAUACUUCACAUAAUGAACUACGAUAUAACACCCGCCAACCAGAAGCCUGUGCAGCUGUUGAUGUAGGCACUGAUCAUCUGACCAUGCAUCUCUGUUAUAAAAAUGUCCCAGAAAAUCAGAAAUUUAUUUUUAAAGAGGAUGGAACCUUAUUUCAUGUACAGUCUAAGAAAUGUGUACAAGCUGAGGCAAAUUCUUCUAAUGGCAAUCCAGCCCCACUAUUAAGAACAUGUACAAAUUCAGAGUAUCAAAAAUGGUUCUUCAAAGAAAGAAAUUAAUAUGUUACUGUGCCAGCCAACCAGAUGAUGGACUGAUGAUCAGAAGGUCUGGAUUCCAGUUCCAGUUCCACCAUUUACAGUUAUGUGACUUUACGCAAACCCCUUCAUGUCUGAAUCUCAGUUUAAGAAUAUUUGCUCAGCCUACCUCGCAGUAUUGUUGUGAGGGUCAAAGGAAAUAUGUGAAAGACUUUUUAACUGACUAUAAGACAUCGUAUAUAUGUAAGGUAUGACAAUGAUUGUGCUCAGGAGGACUUUGUAGCCAAUAGCUACUGAGUUCAGUGCAAUGUGAGGUUAUCAUGCAAAACUUGACAGCAAUAUUUUCAUAAGGAAAUAAUUUUAUAAGGUGUGAAUUUUUUUGAGAAUUAGCAGAAGAGCUUAAACUUUGCACUAUUUAUUUUAAAAGCUUUAUUGUUGUUUCAAGAUGGCCUAUUUUCAUAGAGAGAAGCACAUAACUCUUUUUAUUCAGUGACUUAAAAGCAAUUAUCUACCAAAUACUUUUUAAUAUUGCCUAUAUUCUACAAUAGUGCCUUUUUUCCAGAAAUAAGGUAGAGGUUGAAUAUUGAUAUUUUUUCAUAUAUUAAGCUAUUUGCACAGUUAAAACAAACAAAAAUCCCACAUGUAUUGUAGAUUGCAGUGAUUAAUAUUUUGGCCAGAAUUUUCCUAGUGCAUGAAACUGUAGAAAAGCUGCAUAUAAGGAAAGGGAUGAUAACUCCUUCAUAUCACUGGGAUACUCAAAGCUUAUUUUAAAUAAAACUGUUUGUAUGUUACAGAGCUGUCAACAACAGUCAGAGAGGUCUUACCAAUGAUACCUAGAAUCAUAAGAGUUUUAAAGGGUAUUAUGUCCAAACUCCUGCUGAAUAGCCAAAAGCUCUCUAUAAUAUUCUCAGAAUAUGACUAUUCAGCCUUUGCUUAAAUACUACCUCAUAAGGCAAUUCAUUCCUUUUUCAGAUGAUCAUAAUUGUUAAGAUAUUUUUCUUCUAUUGAGUUGAAAGCUGCCUUCCUAUUAAUUCAACUCCAUUUGAUUCUAGUCAUGGCUUCUGGAGUCAUAAUGUAUCUUUAAAUAUUUUAAAAAAGCUAUCAUGUCCCCAUUAACUCUUUUCUUCUUUAGACUAACCCACCCUAAUUUAUCCAAACCAUUCCUUAUAUGACAUGCAUUUGAGUACCUGAAACAAUCCUGUUACUCUAGUUUGUCAGUGCUGGGCCCCAAACUGAAGCCAGCAAGUAAAGUAAAUAUGAUUUGACCAGAGAUUAGGAUAAUAGGACUGCCAAUUACUCUUUCUGAACACUGUGCUUCUAUUAAUGUUGCCUAAAACUGAUUUUGAAACAAUAACCUUACUAUAAACUUUCAUAUAAAACAAACUUUUAAUAACACUUUAAUGUGGCUUAACCAUCAUUACUACUACUAAUUACUACUGUGACUUUUAAAAAUGUACAUAUAAUAAAAAUUUUUGGUAAACCUUAGUUUAAGAAAUAAAAUUUUAAUACAUAAUUCAUCAUUUAAAUCUGAACACUAAUUUUAGUACUCUGAAAGUUGUAGCAAAUGCUAUUUGAAAUUAUUUUCUAAAUGUUUUUAUUUCUCUAGCUAGUUUUGAUUUUCUUAUAAAUUCUAGAUAUACUUCUAUGGUUUUGCUGAAGAUAAAAAAAAUGAAAUAUGUAAAUAUGAAGUGUGCUAUUUUGAAUAUUGAAGUCUUUCGAAACAAUUGCUGAUUGUUAUUUUUCAUUCAAUCCGAUGUAAGAUGAUGACACAUACCAAAUUUAUUAAAGUUUCUGUGACUUUGUUUGAAACACUUUUUUUUCUACCUGUGACUUUGUUUUUUGUUUGUUUUUUACUUUAGAGGACAUAGAAUACUUCCUGUCUGUAUUGUUAGGUGGUGUAGUGGAUAAGCACUGAGCCUAAACUCAGGAAGACCUGAAUUCAAGUGUGGCUUCAGUUUCUUGCUAUUGACUCCAUUAAACUUGUCUGCCUCAAUUGUAAAAUAGUGAUAAUAGCACCUACCUCACAGAAUUGUUAUGAAGAUUAACGACAACAAUAUUUGCAAAGCUCUUGGCACAAUGUAUGGCUCAUAGUUGGUACCUAUUAAAUGAUUUUCCUUGCAUU
Sarcophilus harrisii (Tasmanian devil) is the source of this 4325-nucleotide messenger RNA. It is a transcript of the gene GALNT12, whose product is annotated as polypeptide N-acetylgalactosaminyltransferase 12. Gene Ontology annotation, cellular component: Golgi apparatus. The transcript has 10 exons. The coding region runs from base 425 to 2227 and encodes 600 amino acids. The record is from RefSeq and is a predicted model, not a curated record. Lineage: Eukaryota; Metazoa; Chordata; Mammalia; Dasyuromorphia; Dasyuridae.